Molecule: messenger RNA, 3976 nt
Organism: Vespa velutina
Lineage: Eukaryota; Metazoa; Arthropoda; Insecta; Hymenoptera; Vespidae
Product: zinc finger protein ZFP2-like
Exons: 4
Coding region: 401-2701 (766 amino acids)
Cellular component (GO): nucleus
Molecular function (GO): zinc ion binding
Source: RefSeq, a predicted model, not a curated record
ACCGACGAGAAUGGCGCCAUCUAGAGGAAAAGAUGAAUUCUUUUUGACCGAAGAGUGGACAGGGGAGCUAAUACCCCGCUCUCUCGUGCUUCUCGUAGCGGAUUACGAGAGAUCGUCCGAAUGCUGUGGAGACAGAAGUAUCAUUUUACAAACGUAUCCUGAAGCAUAAAAUGCUUCGUCAGAAGAAUAAUUUUUAAAGAAUUUUUCAUAAAAAGGAUUUCGAGAGGAAACGAAAUCGUUCGAUCGUGAUGCGCGUCGCGGUCUCGCCGAGUCCUCGGAAAAAGUUGCCUCGUAUCGAGAGCUUUUCGAAGGAGAUACCUUGAUCAAAAGCUUACACUUCGAUCUGCUACUCUUCAUCAAGAAACGAAUUGAUUUUCGUCGAAAAUAUUCUUCAUUGAUAAUGGCCAUCGUCGAAGAAUUCGAUUAUCUUUGCCGUUUAUGCGCGACCAAGACAGGCAUUCUCAUGGGAUUACCGAUCUUUGAGGCUGGCGAUCAGAUGCGUAACAUCGACAAAAAAAUCGCAGCGUGCCUUCCCGUCCAAGUGUCAAUGACAGAUCAGCUUCCUAAAGUGGUAUGCGAAGAAUGUGCAUACAAAUUAGAUCAAUUAUUUGAUUUUCGUGAAAAAUGUUUACAUACCGAAGGUAUGUUUAUGGAAAUGUUAAAGGAAAUUAGCAAGGAUGAAACGGUACAUAUAUCAGAGCAUGGUUUAGAAGAGGUAGAUGAAAUCAGUAUGAAUAGGAUCCAAAGGAAUAUAGAUAGAAUACAAAAUGAUAUUGAAGAUGUCCAAAAUCGUACUAGUGUAGUUUCUCAUGAAUCAGGAGAAACAACUAUACAUACUAUGCAAGUUAUGGAUGAAAUGGAUUUAGCUGGUGAUGAACAAGUUGUUAGUCAAGAAGACAUUGGUCAGCAAGAUCAUGAUAUGGAGGUUACAGACAUUGACUGUUUAGAUGGUGAAACAGUCAGAAUGGUUGAUGAACAUAUAAGAGAAGUUUCAAAUCAUCAGAUAGCAAUGCACUUGGAAGGGGAUAUGACUGUAGUAGGGAAUUUAACUGUAAGUGGGCAUUUGAGUCAAUUGGGAAUAAAUUAUGUGACUUCUAUAAAUCCAGAAACUGAAACUAGAGAACAGAUAGUACAUUACUGUGAAAAUGUAAAAUAUGAAUCAGUGCCUAUAAAGCAAGAAUAUCAAAGCUUACAAGAGAGAUUAAAUUCUGAAGAUCCUACUCAUGUACUAGAAAACAAUGUACCCACUGAUGGGUUUCAUUCCUCUCAGCCGGAAACAGAAAGUGAAAUAGAGGAAGCAACUGUUAGUGAAAAUGAAGUUCGUAGAAAUAUGGAUUCAAAUAUAUUACCUUCCACUAGCCAAUCUAAUACAGAAAAUACAGAAGUCAUUGUUGAAUAUACUAAAGGAACUAAACAUACUUUAUUAGAAUCUAUAUUAAAUAAUCCAACCGUCGAUGAGACUGGUACUCAUUGGUAUGUGUGUCCUUUUUGUAAUGAAGCUGCAAUGGAAACAAAUAAUUUAGCAGCACAUUUUGAACAACACUUUUGUUCAUGUUCUUGUGGUUUAUAUUUCACAAGUGUAGAAGUAUUAAAUAUUCACAAACAACAAUGUAAUUCAUAUAAAAUAAAGGUAGAUAAUAAGGACAUCAAGGUAAUAGAGUCAGAAUUAGUUCCAUCGCAAAGCAAUGAUAAUGUCGAUAUACAAAAAAAACAAUCUACUGUCAGGCAAAAGUGGACACCAAAAAUUUGUACUCAGUGUGGUAAACAGUACAGAACCAAUUAUAAAUUACAAGAACAUAUGCGCAAACACACAGGAGAAAAACCUUUUCAAUGUUUGACUUGUGAAAAAGCAUUUCGUAGCAAGAUAGGUCUUGCACAACAUACGGCAACUCAUACUGGUCAGUUUGAUUAUAAUUGUUCAACCUGUGGCAAAGGAUUCCAGUGUAAAAGCUAUCUGAUUGUCCAUCAGAGAGUUCAUUCGGACUUAAAACCUUAUCCAUGCAGUACUUGUGGACAAAACUUUAAAACUAAGCAAUCCUUAUUGGAUCAUCAAAAUAGGCAUCUGGGUGUUAAGCCUUAUAUGUGUGAAAUUUGUGGUAGAGGUUUUAUAACUAAAGGUCUUUGUAAGAGUCAUCAGAAAAUACAUUCGGGUAUGGAUAAUCGACAAUACCCAUGCGUAGUGUGUAAUAAAAUGUUUGUCAGCAAGAGUUAUCUUAAUACACAUUUACGCAUACAUACUGGUGAAAAACCCUAUUUAUGUGAAGUAUGUGGUAAAGGAUUUUUAACGCGCGUUGAUCUUAAAAUUCAUUCCACCAUGCAUACUGGUGAGAAGAGCUUUAAGUGUGAAAUGUGUGGAAAAGUUUUCGCUAGAAGGGCAGCUUUACGAUGUCAUAGAAGAUCGCAUACAGGAGAAAGACCAUAUAGAUGUGACGUUUGCGGAAAAACAUUUACUCAAUUUAGUCCAAUGGCUAUUCAUAAACGUUUACACACUGGUGAAAGACCAUAUGAAUGCGAUGUGUGUGGCAAAGCAUUCGUAUCGCGAUCAACUAUGAUGUGCCACAGAAAGAAACACCAUAUUCCUGUAACGCCUACACAAAAAAAUGUUUUAGUUUCUAAUGAGGAUGUAGAAGUGAAACAUAUUAUAUCAACAGAAAUAGUGCUUAGAGAAUCACAUGAAGGAAUUCAUAUUACUGCUGAUUGAAAAAAAGAAACUGAAAAAAAAUCUAAAAUAUAAAUUGAAAUUAACAAAAAUAGGAAAAGGUAGGAAAUAACAAAUUUCAUUUGUAUUUAUCAUAUAAAGAUAUUUGACCUGCAUUUAUUAUUUGCUCUAUUGUUGUAGGCACCAUGCUAUGUCUUGGGACAUGUAACAUAUUGUAAAAGUUUAUGCAAGAAAAAUAUUUUUUCAAGGAUAUUAUUUUAUAAAAAUUCAUAUGCUUGCUUAAAUUCAAGGAAUGCAGGUUCAAUCAUAUCUUUCAUUCAUAUAUAUUGCAGAAUUGAUAUUAAAAUAAAAUCUUAGAUAUUUAAUGUCUAUGAAGUCAACUACCUUCAAUUUGGUCCUAUUAAAAGAGAAAACAUGAGUAAGUUUCUUAAAUAGACGAUCGCAGUAAAUAUUUCAAUGUGUCUAUAAGUCCUGUCCUUUUCCACAUACAAAACACAUACUUUCUGAAAGUGCUUUAAAAUAAAGAGGAUUAUUACUGUUUUGAUAUAUUUUACACCUUUCAAUAAAAUAAAAUAACAUAAAUAAAUCAAAGAAAACUUACAUAGAUUGUAUUUUUUUCUUCAUAAAAUUAAAAAAAAUUAUUUGCCAAUUUUUUAAAAUUCUGCUAGGUCACAUGACAUAAGUAUAAUAAUUUAUUAUAUAUAAUCUGCCAUUUUACAUUUUAUAUAUUUGAAAUAUAUUUAAACGAAUGAAACAUAUACAAAAUGUAUUUAUUUUGAAGUCAAUCAUGAUGUAUUGUACAAAAUGAACUAUGUUUAUUAUUUUAAUAUGUCUACAAAAUAAAUCUUCAAUUUUGUAUUUUAUAUAUAUAAGAUUUAUUUUCAUGUUUUUUAUUGUUAUAAAAUCAUAUCAUCUUAUUUUACAAAAUAGAAUAAUAUUCUUGUAUUUACAAAAAUAAAGCAUAAAAUAAUAAUAUUUAGCUGAAAUGUAUAGAUCUUUUCUUUGAUUAUAUAGAAAAAAAACUCUCAAAAGGUAAUUGUGUUUUGUGUGUAACAUAAAUUUUUACAUAAAAAUAAAAUUAAUUUUAAGAACAUCAAGAAUACAUAUUUUUUUAUUUUAUAGAUAACUUAUUUGUGCUUUUUUGUUUUACUUAUCUUAUAAUUUCUCAUUCCUAUUGCAAUGGCUUUCAGCACUAUACAAAGUAGCAAUUGUGAUAUAUACUUAAUAAAAUAAUUGAUUAUAUUUGUAAAAUUAUUAUGAUUGUAUUGUUAUCAUUAAGGAAGUCCUUUGGCUGCAAAUAUAUGAACUUCACACUUU